CUCCUCCUUCUCCUCCUCCUCGUCUCGGGCAGGCGGCGGCGGCUGCUGCGGGGCUGCGUGGAGCCUUCUGCACCCGCUCGCCAGGCUCCCAGGCCCGACCCUCAGCCCGGACAUGGCUCGUGGACAGCAGAAGAUUCAGUCACAGCAGAAAAAUGCCAAAAAGCAAGCUGAGCAAAAGAAGAAACAAGGACAUGAUCAGAAGGCUGCAGCCAAGGCUGCCUUGAUAUAUACCUGCACUGUCUGUAGGACACAAAUGCCGGAUCCCAAGACCUUCAAACAGCACUUUGAAAGCAAGCAUCCUAAGACUCCUCUUCCUCCAGAACUGGCUGAUGUUCAGGCAUAAAGUUGUCUACAGGUGAAAUCAUGGCACCUAUUGACUCUUCUACUGUCAGACCUUACAUAACAAACCUGCAGCUGCUUUUCUAAAACUGUUGAUCAGCAAAAAUGAAGGGGCUACAGAAACAUUCAUAUUUUUAUGCUGUUCCCUCUUGGGCUUCAUGCAAAGACAAUUCUGUGUAAAUGUACAGUUGUGCCCUAUUUGGAAAUCUUGAAAAAUCAGUCCAUACUUGUUAUAAAAAAAAAUUUUUUACAAUUGUAAUUAUAUUGAUGUUCAUAUUGUGUAAAAUAACUCAUUUAAUAAAGUAGUACUUUGAUUUUACAAUAUCACAGAUUAAAUCCUUGUAGAAAUUCUGUUUCAACUUUCUGCAUUAUCUGCCUUAUAAUAAAAAAGACAAAGUGGAAUUUUCCCCAUCCUGCCAAAACACGAGCAGUAUCAUUCCACUGAAAGUAAUGUACAUUACAGUAAAUGAAUCCUAAGUGAGAAGGGAAGCUGCUCAGACCCUGUUGGGUGUGCUGCCUGCAUGAGCCCAGUCCCCAGCGGUCCAAUUGUGGGCUCAAGGUGCAGCAGACUCCCUGAAAGCUGCACCAGGGGAAUUGUUAGGCUUCCUUCAGCAUUUUUGCCCCAUGUAUGGGACUCUAAUGCUGCAGGCCACUGCCGCAGGAAUUCCCUUAGUGCGAGGGAGCAUAUUGGCAGAAGUCAUGCACUGGAGAGAUGCUGGUUGUGCUUGUUGCCCGUUACAUUUGGUAGAUGGCUGAGGAAGCUGAGAGGUGGCAGGAUUGAAUGCUUCUGAAUACACUGGCUUGAAUGCUUGCAAGUAUUUUGGUUAAAACAGCUCUGCUCACCUAGUUGAAAAAUUCAUUUGAAAAGAUUUUUUUUAAUGAUAUUUUGAGCAGUCAGCCACCAGUGUUACCCCUCAAAUGUGUCUGGUUAUUUCAGAACCAACUCCUCAAGAUAAAUGCAAAAUAGCCAGCUAUUAAUAGCCCUUCCUCACAACCAGCUUGAAAUAAGCCUGUUGGAAAGGAGCCAAAGUAACUAAUGUGGCUACCUUAAGAAAUUGGAUGUGAUUAAAGUUGCGUUGACAAGAAAAAGCUGGAUAAUAACUCUGGGCAAGAACGUUUGAGCAGCUAAACAUAAUUACCCUUAAAGUGUUCUGGGCACAGUUCUAAUCCCAGAUGUACAGCGCAGAAGUCGUGGAGAAACAUCUCAGCUGUGCUAGAAGGUCUGCUGUUCAAAAUCCCACGUUCAGCAUGUGGUGGGGGCUUAUUUAAGAGUUUUAGUUUUGCCCUUGCAGUAAGAAGCAAUACCAGGGUUGCACUGAGGUUACAAGAGAUGUUAAAAAUUCUGGCAGUCUGAGUAACCCUUGUUGCACAGCACGACUGUACAUCUGACCUUCAAAUGGCUUCCUGAAAUCUAGGACCAUAGUCUCAAAGACUCAUUCACUUAAAAGAAUGCACUUGGUAUUUUAUUAUAUAAAGUCAAAGCCUUUGUCUUUGUCCACUCAUUUGCUCUUUAUUGAACUACUUCUGUGAGACUAGCUUCCUGUCCUCUUUGCUGUGACAGUAUUUCUGUAAAUACUUCCUUUGGCAUGAAGUUUCUCUGUAUUAUAGUCACUCCAGGGUAGCCUGUGUUACCACUUUUAUAGAUCAUGUCAUUCUCCUCAGAGAGUAGUCCACUACUGCACUUGUACACCUGACAUCAGAAUGUAACGCUUCUUUUAUUUUUGUUUAAUGUUAUUGAUACAUAUAUCCUGUCAAACUGGCUCCCACGAGGCAAGAAAUCCACUCUCAACCUUUGUGCUGUGUGAGGGAAAGGUACUGAAAUGUUCUGAUGCCACGGUUUGUCUAAAAAUGCGCUGAGUGCAAAUGGAUAAAGAUGUUUCUUGCACAGAAUUGGUAUUUGGUAAUCUGGUUUUACUUUGGAAAAUGUCCUGGGAUAUGUCCCUGUAGCCUGGUCCUGAAGUGAAGUAUGUGUUCUAUUCCUUCAAUUCAGAUUGCUGUAGCAUUAAAUAAAAAGAUUUUGUUUCAUAAGCAAUCUCUCUUGCUGAGCAUUGAAGAGCUGGAAAGCUGCAUCACUAGUGGGAUGGUUAACUUCAGUUGGAAUUGUGUUUUCAAAACUUUAUGUUGAAAAUGCCCUAUUAAACGAUGGGUUUUUAAUGUAUUAGAAGGCAAGGUGAUCCUGGGUUCAGUAAGAUCCCUAGCUGCAGUAGCUGCAGUCUCAAUGACAGAAGUAAAUGAAAGCUGGGACUGAAUUGUUGUAAAGGCUUUAUAAUGCUAUGCUAAAUGUGGGAAUCGUCCUCAUUUAGAACAUCUGCAAUGCUUCUUGUACCUGAUAGGUCAGAGGAAGGACUAGGAGUUCUCCCUCAUCUCUUCCCGUUCAGAAGGAUGGGUACCCUGUUACCAAGCUAAAGACACAGUUGUGUGUUGUAAUGUGUCUGAUUAAAGAGAAUUAAAAAACUAAAA
Molecule: messenger RNA, 2799 nt
Organism: Colius striatus (speckled mousebird)
Lineage: Eukaryota; Metazoa; Chordata; Aves; Coliiformes; Coliidae
Gene: ZNF706
Product: zinc finger protein 706
Exons: 4
Coding region: 113-343 (76 amino acids)
Source: RefSeq, a predicted model, not a curated record